UCUAAGUCGGCCUGCGAUCUUGUGUUGGUUUUGCUGGGAUCCGACCCGAAUCCGCCCCGUGGUUUGUCGCCCUGCCACCGGCAUCCCCUGUUAUUCUAGCGCUAGGGUUGGUUCUUGUCUUCUUGGUCUCGUCUUCUCUCUCAUUGGGUGGAUUGGGAUGGCGAAGGAAGGGAGGGUGCAUCCCGACUGCAUCAACGCCUCCAAUCCCUACCACAAGUGCGUCGACUACUGCUUUCAGCGAAUUGCCGAAGCCAAAGCUCACGCCGAUGAUGCCCAGAAAUUGUUAGAGGAUGAUAACACCAAGGAACCGGAGGAGAGGACAGUGCAUCCCGAUUGCAUUAACGCAUCCAAUCCGUAUCACGAGUGCUCCGAGUUCUGCUUCAAAAAGAUCGCCGAGGCGAAGGAUCGGAACAAGAGGACGGAUCCGUCAGAAACACAACAAGAGAAUGGUGCUCCUUCAUCCUUUGAUAACUCUGAUCAGAAUGAAGUGCCUCCUGAGCAAAGAGAAGGUCAAGCAGAACCAAAUGAUGACGGUGACAGCCAGCAUGUUCAGAAUGAUGCUGAAUCAGGCCAUCCUCAUCUCACUGAAAGGCAGAAAAAAAUGUUUGAAUUGAGACUUAAAAUGAAUGAAGCAAGAAAGGCCAAUCAAAUGGCCAUGGUGGCCGAAAAAAAGAAAAUGGAGGCUCCAGCUGAAUCAAGGGGCAUUUCCAAAGAGCAUUGGCUUGAGGAAAGGAAAAAGAAGAUUGGAAAGCUGCUUGAUUCAAAUGGCCUGGAAAUGUCAAAGGCAUAUAUGCUUGAUACACAAGAGAUGGCUGAAACAAAGUAUAAGAAGUGGGAAAAGGAUCCUGCACCACAUGGUUGGGAUGUUUUCAAUCAGAAGACACUUUACAAUGCUUAUAAAAAACGAACUAAGAACGUAGAGGUUGACAUGGAGGCAUAUAAUAAAUCAAAGGAAGCUGAUCCAGAAUUCUAUCGUGAAGCUUCUAGUCUUCAAUAUGGGAAGGCAUCAAAGGCCCCAGAGGAAAAAAUUGACAGAAUGGUAAAGGAACUUCAGGACAGGGAAGCAAAGCGGCAAUCAUUUAGCAGGAGGCGUCGGUUCCAUGAAGAGAAGGACAUUGAUUCAAUCAAUGACAGGAAUGAGCAUUUCAAUAAGAAGAUUGAAAGGGCCUUUGGCAAGUACACACUGGAGAUCAAGAACAAUUUGGAAAGAGGAACUGCUUUACCUGAUUAGUUUGGCUGUUGCAUAACUUUGUACUAUAUAUAAAGAGGAACUGCUUUACUGGACUACUUUGUCUGUUACACAACAAAGUUAUUUAGGAUUUGCUUAUAUAUUUGCCCCGGUGCAUGCAAUUGAGUA
Molecule: messenger RNA, 1357 nt
Organism: Phoenix dactylifera (date palm)
Lineage: Eukaryota; Viridiplantae; Streptophyta; Magnoliopsida; Arecales; Arecaceae
Product: GCIP-interacting family protein
Cellular component (GO): Prp19 complex; post-mRNA release spliceosomal complex; catalytic step 2 spliceosome
Source: RefSeq, a predicted model, not a curated record